GCAAGCUAGCUGCAGUAGGUCACAGCAGGUAAGUAGUCGUAGCUAUGCAAGAAAGUACAUCAGGAUGUAACGUUAUAUUACACUUAUAGUUGUGUAGGUGUGUUUUAAUGUGUAUUUUUAGUAUGGUCUUCACUUUUGAAAAGUAGCUUUAAAUACAUUUGUUCUCCAGCAAGGUUCAACAGGAAGAGAACAUAAGCUUUGCCUGGCUAACUUGUGGUCACUUGGCUGCAUUUUCAGGAAAGUUCUCCCCUUCCGUUCAGUCCUCUCUGGCAUUUGUUGAAAUGCAGAGCAAAUAUCUGUGAAUGGCGUGCCACCUUGCCGUUGUCCCAUACGCUGUAUGCAUAUUUAAAUUCCCAUAACUUCACCCCUGUGUGUGGGAGCCAGUGUAGACAUGCUGGACGGGGGUCAGUUUGUGGAGGCGGUGUCGAGGCUGGGCUAUCCAGGUGCCUCCGCGCUGAAGGGCGAGGAUUUCGACUGGCUCUUCGACUCGCCCGAGCACCGGCAGUUCCUGCGCUUCUUCUGCAGCAGCGUGAGCAAGAGCAACGUGCUGACCCCUGAGGAGGUGCGUGCAUUCCGGGCCCUCCGGGCGUCCGGGAAGCCCGUCCUGGACGAGGCCGCGCUGGGGGAGGUGCUGAAGGCCUGCCAGGCCGCGCCGACGCGGGGGGACCCGGCCUCCGUCUCCCCGUGGAUGGAGGAGGCCGACGCGGCGCAGCUGGAGGAGGAGCUGCAGGCGCUGCGCAGGGAGAGGAAGCUGAAGGCGCAGCGGCUGAAGAAGCUGCAGGUCCUGGCUGCCGGCCGCGCCGACGCUGCCCUGCGCCUGGGCUCUCGGCGGGAGGACGGCGCCCGGCGGCUGAAGGACACCGUCGCCGCCCUGGGGGCGGAGAACGCCGAGACCAACUCCGCGCUGCAGGCGCUGACGGACGAGGUGAAGCGGCUGGCCUCCUACCUCCGCGUGGAGCUGCCGCAGCUAGAGCCGCAGGAGCACGCGCCCACUCAGGCCCUGGCCCAGGGGCCCCCCGUCUUCCUCUCUCAGCUCUCCCUGGAUCCUUACCUGCACCAGGAGGAGCUCAACACCAAGGCCCUGGUGCUCUUCACACAGAAGCAGUUCUUCAAGGGCAUCUCUGACAUGGUGGAGAGCUCCAGCAGUGAGAACUUCCAGCUGCUGGACCUCAGCAGAUGCUCGGACGACGACGAGAGGGUUGUGGAGGCCCGCCGGACCGAGAUGGCGCGGCUCCAGUGGGCCCACGUGGUGGCUCAGCACCAGCUGCUCCAGGCCCAGGCAGAGGAGCAUGGGGUGAGAGCUGGCCUACAGUGGAUCACAGAGACCCUGCGCAGCAAGGUCAAGCCGUCUGCCUCAGCGCAGGCUCUUCAGACGCGGGAGGCAGGAUUCAGGCAUGAGCUGCAGGGUCUGGAGGGCGAGCUGGAGGCCCUCUCGCGCGAGGCCGUGCCGGCGGCCCUGAGGGAGAGCGCGCGGCUGCUCAACGUCCCGGUGGUGCGCGGCGACUUCGACCUCCAGGUGGCGCGGCAGGAGUACUACACCUCCCGGCAGGACCAGGUGUGUGGCUACCUGCUGCGGCAGAGGGCCUCCUUCGAGCUGCUGCACCUGGCCCAGGAGCUGGAGCUCAGGAAGGGGAGGCAGCUCCACAGGCAGCUGGGAGAGCUGGCGCAGCGGCUGGAGAGUAGGGGGACCGCCCUGAAGCAGCGGCUCCACGCCUUCUCCCAGCCCGAGCUCGCCCUCGCCACGCGGCCCAGCUCCAUCAUUGGCACCAAGGACGCCGCCUUCAGCAGGCUGUACAAGAUCCUGGAGUGCGGCAAGGGGCCGUCAGGCGAGCGGGAGCAGCCGUUCAAGACGUUCGAGGGGCUGGAGCAGGCGGCGCGGGACCUGCAGGAUGAGCUGCGCUCGGCCCGGGAGGCGCUGGCAGCAGCGUCCCAGGAGCAGGCCUUUACGGCGGCCCGUCUGGAGGGCCACUGUGAAACGCUCCGCGGCGCCACGUACUCUGGGCUGCAGCAGCUGGUGCUGACGCCGCAGGUAUGUGCCGCGCCCGGUCAGGAGCUCUGCCCCAACUCACAGGAGCUAAGAGGCCAGCUGCAGGAGUUGGAGUCUCAGCUCAACAGCCUGAACAAGCUGAUGCAGGAUAUGGUGGGUGACAUCCGGGGCAAGAGGGCGCAGCUGGAUCGGAGCUGGGCGCUCAAGCGGGAGCGGGACCUUUAUGUCUACUUCCACCUGGAUGAGAAGCUGCUGAGGAAGGUGGUGGAGGAGCUGGAGGCCCGGGUGGCUGGGAGGGCCAGCCAUGCAUAGAGAGCCUCAGCCACGGGGGCCAUGCUUGGGGCAGGCGUGGACAGCACAAGGCCUUUUGUCCCCCACCCACACACAGGAGUGCUAGAGGGCCUUGCAGCAGAGUCUCCUCUACACUCCUCUGCAACACUAAAACUGCUUCCUCUUUCGCACUUUGUCACACACACACACGCCACUCCCUCUGGGCUGCAGGGCGUUAGCUCUGGUUGAGCGUGUGUGUGUGUUUGUGUGUUCUCUGGCUGCGAAGAGCCUACAUUUGUGUGUUGUGCAGAGGGGUGCUGUUGGUAUGGAUGUACACAAGUCAGCCGAAGUCUUUCAGUUGCGGUUGAUGGUUAUGUGGAAGUAACUGUGCGGAGAAGCUUGCCCGCAGUUGACCCUGCACAGUUUAAUGGCCUUACAGCAGACUGCCAGAGAGCAGCAUAUGCUGAAGAACAGACCAAUGCAAGCACGUCUGCGGAUUUCUACCAAGAAGUCAGAAGAAUAUGGAUAGAGAAUUAAGGCAAAAGGGAGUGAUUAGGCUCUCCAUGACUCCCAACAUGUCUCCAACACUUGAACUCUGGUGAUAUCAGUGUUGCCGUGGUGACUUCACUUGACCCAGUGCCCAGGAUGUGCCUGGGAUUCAGCAGUCUGGCUCUCAUGAUCAGGCAUGCCCUGUUACCACUUCUCACACCGUUAGUGCUUCAUACAAUAUUCACUUUCUAACACUUUCUGUGGCCUUAUACCGUUGUUAUUGUCUGUGUUUUUCAACCAUCUUUGGAGAAAAAUCCUGUAUUUGGUCUCAGGUCCCAAUUUAAGUGCCCCAUUACCUUUGUGUUUACUCUUUACCCUAAUAGUUUCUCUUGUCUCCAGUAUAUUACACAUAUUGUGUUUAUUGCAAAAGUGUAAUUACACAAGCCACAGUCAAGGUUACAUGCUGAAAGAACUAUUUGUGUGUACACAGUUUGAGUUUCCCUGUUCUAAGGUACACCAUACACGGGUACUGGGGCCACUUCUUCUACUUCUGGGACCUGUUCUUCUAUUAUGGAUAUGUUGAAGGGCACCUUGGAGACUUGUCAAAGUGUAAAUGAUUUGUUGUACGUAAUAUCCAUAGUUUUUUGAUUUAAUUGUGCAACAUACACAGCAUUUAUUGUUUUUUUUAUGGAACUGAAGACACGGAGUGCUGUUUAACUUGCAUGCACAAAGUAAUAUGUUAACUAAUACAGUCUGUGUUUGUAAGUCUGAAAUUUCAGAUGUAAAUAUGAAACCUUCAGUAUAACAAAUGUUCAUUUAAAAAUUCAGAAUGAUUUAACAUCACAAUAUGAGGUUUAAUU
Molecule: messenger RNA, 3606 nt
Organism: Megalops cyprinoides (Indo-Pacific tarpon)
Lineage: Eukaryota; Metazoa; Chordata; Actinopteri; Elopiformes; Megalopidae
Gene: haus3
Product: HAUS augmin-like complex, subunit 3
Exons: 4
Coding region: 392-2299 (635 amino acids)
Biological process (GO): centrosome cycle; spindle assembly
Cellular component (GO): centrosome; HAUS complex; mitotic spindle
Source: RefSeq, a predicted model, not a curated record